Messenger RNA from Aureobasidium vineae, 264 nucleotides. Lineage: Eukaryota; Fungi; Ascomycota; Dothideomycetes; Dothideales; Saccotheciaceae. The record is from the annotation of a GenBank genome assembly.
AUGCCUCUACCUCCUCCCGCAAGAUCCGUUGCCUCGGGAGCCUCAAAGUUGGUUGCCCAGAGAUAUCCCGCAUCGCACGCUAGUCACCAUAGCAGGGCUUCGCACCACAGCAAGACGAGUGGUAAGUCAAAAGCCCUUGGAGGCAGCAGUAAUGACACCGAACUGAUGGAUGUUCUCGUCGAAGAAGUACAUGAGGUCACAAGGCGCAGAUUCGUGGUCAAAAUGCCUGGAGACACGAUCAGAGAUUGGAGUUUUGCUGAUUGA